GGGGAGAGUUGGAGGAUUGAUUGAUCGAAGAUGGAGAGCCGUGAAAGCUGAUGAUGAUGACGGGCAGGCAAGUUGCACCCCAGGAACGCGCCUUGACCGCCCGGCUUGGCGCUGCCUGGCAGAAUCCACCAAAAAAUUGGCGGAGAUGGCUGGCAGAAAGCUGCCCCUCGACUUGCGACACAACAUCCCCAAUUCACAACCUUGAUGACCUCGAAUUAAUUUCUGAAAUACACAUUUCCAUAGAAGGCCAAAAUGCCCAGAGAAGCAGAACCAUCCCUCAACGAGAAGCAGUUCGUCCUGCAAGCCCUCCACGACAGCGUCCGCCUCGACGGCCGAGAGCUCGAACAAUACCGGCCCUUGGAGCUCACCUUUGGCGACCAACAUGGCGUCGCAGACGUCACACUAGGCAAGACGAGAGUCCUCGCCAAAGCCUCAGCCGAACUAACAGUCCCCUACGCCGACCGCCCCCUCGACGGCAUCUUCAACAUCGCAACCGAGCUCUCCCCCAUGACCUCCCCCGCCUUCGAAGUCAACCGCCCGACCGAGACAGAAGUCCUCAUAUCCCGCCUCCUCGAAAAGACGGUCCGCCGCUCCGGCGCCCUCGACACCGAGUCCCUCUGCCUCGUCGCCGGCCAAAAGUGCUGGUCCAUCCGCGUGGACGUCCACGUCCUCUCCCACGACGGCAACCUCAUCGACGCCGCCUGCUUCGCCGUCGUCGCCGCCCUCCGCCACUUCCGCAAGCCGGACACCAGCAUGGAGGGCGGCGUCUUGACCGUCUACACCCCUGCCGAGAGGGAGCCGGUGCCCCUCAGCUGGCUGCACUCGCCGUUUUGCGUCACGUGGAGCUUCUUUGGGGAGGAGGGGGAUGUCGCCGUUUUGGAUGCGACGUGGAUGGAGGAGCAGGUCAGGUCGGGGAGCUGCACCAUCAGUCUGAACAAGCAUGGCGAGAUUUGCCAGAUUGCAAAGCUGGGAGGGGUGCCGGUGGAGGCGGUCAGUUUGCUGCAAUGCACAAACGUUGCGUUGGUAAAGGCAAAGGACAUGUCGUCAAAACUGGACAGGUGGUUGGCCGAGGAUGCGAGGAGGAGGGAUAAGGGUGGGUUAUUGGCCGAGUUAUCGGCCGAGAAUGAUAGAGUACCGGAUAUGUGAGUGGGAGAGGGAAAAAGGGAAAAUGGAUAGAUGUGUUAGAUACCUUGUGAAAUCAGAGAUACCCACGGUCUUGCAGCCGAUCAUGAUCACACAGAUGCCGAGGCUGGGCUUAGCCAGGAAGAGAGUUUCGAGCAACACGCUCUGAUAUGAUGUUCUUGAUUGGCUUCUGCUGAGCCUUUGCUCCAUUAAUCAUUAAGAAGGUUGUUGCUUUCGGCUUCUGUGGUUAUCCAGAACCACGACCAAACCCCAUGGCCUUUGGCCGAGAGCCUCAUGUGUGCUUGCGAACAUGGGAAUCUUUCGGACCACUGCGCCAUCGUGACCUUCAUGUUUGACCUUGUCUGCCCCAGCGGUCAUCUCCCUCAAACACAAGGCUAGCUGAUAUCCAAUGCGAAAUUCGCGCUCCCCUUUGUGACGUGGGAGGUAUCGUUGCUGAGCUUUGGCUCCCCCAAUAGUCAUCGUCGCGGCGGGUAUUGACUGGGCUCGGUUUGUUCCCGUCCAGCUCUUGACCGGGACUCCCAUCUACCGUUCCAAUUGUUCUUAUCUUU
This is a messenger RNA of Podospora pseudocomata, 1691 nucleotides long. RefSeq lists its product as uncharacterized. Lineage: Eukaryota; Fungi; Ascomycota; Sordariomycetes; Sordariales; Podosporaceae. The coding region runs from base 51 to 1091 and encodes 346 amino acids. The record is from RefSeq and is a predicted model, not a curated record. The transcript is spliced from 2 exons.